Paramuricea clavata is the source of this 5612-nucleotide messenger RNA. NCBI's taxonomy places the organism in Eukaryota, Metazoa, Cnidaria, Anthozoa, Malacalcyonacea, Plexauridae. The record is from the annotation of a GenBank genome assembly.
AUGAGUCAUUGUCAAAAACAAAACCGAAGUGUGAAGACCAGACCUUCUUCUGAUACCAAGGUAUACUGCAGAGGAAUAAAAUGGCUUGAUAAAAAUCAGAGAAAACUCUGUUAUCACUUUCCUGAAAUGAUUGAAAUUAUUGGAGAGGGGGUGAAACAUGCGCUGAAAGAGUGCAGAAAACAAUUUAGUUCGCACCGUUGGAACUGCUCUCCCCUGGAUUGGGAGCAAGUGUUUAGUGAAGGUGGCAUUCUAAGAAAGCGUAAGUGUGCUUAGACUUUAUCCCCGAGCCGACGGCGCGAAGCGCCGUGCGAGGGUACUAAUUCCCCCCGGCUAUUUACACCCGGGGAAGGGAAGCGGGCGUGGGUCACUGUGUAAUAUCGCGGGCGUGGGUCACUGUGCGUGUUUCGGUGGGUGGUCAUCCUCACUGAUCUCAUAAUAUAGCGGACUGUAAUGAAUAGCCAACACUGAUUGGUCCAAUUUAAAAUUGGCAUUAUUAACGGCUGCAUGACGAUUGACGACAGCGAAAUUGAUUUGAUGAUUUCUUGCAAAUAUAUUUCAUUUUUGCAAGAUUUUGUAAAUUGCAAAGGAUUUUUGAUGAAAUAAAGGCAAGAGGAUUGCUAAAAGAAGGAAGUAAAGGUGCUGGCGUUAACGAAGGUAAGUUUGUUUUAAAUAUUGAUGCAUUGUUUGCUUUUAAUAUACUGUAAUCUCGGCUGUAAUUACUUUAAAAGCCGAUCGUUGCGUAUAUAAAAUAUGAAACAAGACAGCGUAUUAUUUCAGUGUUUCUUUAUUGAUUACACUUUUUAUUAUACUAAGCAAAGUUAUUUACAUGGGAGAAUUUGGAAUCAUUUUAUUUCGAACUCAAAGUUUAUCGAUAAAGGCAGUUUAGUUCUAUAUUAAAAGAACACUUUCAAACGUUUUGCGAAGUGUUUGUGGUUGAAUUUUACCUUAAAUUGAAGCUUAUAUUACGUAUAAUAACAUAGCUACUGUAAUUACUUUAAAAGCCGAUCGUUGUGUAUAAAUAUGAAACAAGACAGCGUAUUAUUUCAGUGUUUCUUUAUUGAUUAAGCAAAGUUAUUUGCAUGGGAGAAUUUGGAAUCAUUUUAUUUCGAACUCAAAGUUUAUCGAUAAAGGCAGUUUAGUUCUACAGUAAAAGAACAUUUUAAAACGUUUUGCGAAGCGUUUGUGGUUGAAUUUUACCUUAAAUUCAAGCUUAUAUUACGUAUAAUAACAUACCUAACAUAUAUAUGUUUAGGAAAUUGAUAAUUUUGUAAUUAAAAGUGAUAUUUAUAGGGGAUUUUUCAUUUGUAAAAAUAUUCUUAAAAAAUUGUCGUGUUACCAUGACAACUACUUAAAAUACUUCACGUUCGGAAAAUAAAAUGGUUUUGUCAGCAAGGCGAGGGUUUCUGCAUGCAUGUAUUUUCUAGUACGACUAUAUACGCAUUAGCGAUACAUGACGGCAGCGCUACCACGGCGGAAAACAAACUCGUUGAACUAAAUGAUUGUACGGGAAGCUUGUCGCCUGUUAUUCAGAGUAUAAAACAUCGUCAAUAGAGUAAGACUGUUAGGAAACUCGCAGACAUAAUAGACUAUCAAUAUCAUUAUUCUUUCGCUUCAGUUUGUCUGUGUUUAUGCAAACAGUAGUUGUUUCAUCGUCGUGUGUGUGUUGUUUAAUUACUCAGUCGUGAUAUUACACGUUAGCGAGGGUCAGAUUUGACUUUCACUACUGUACCUCUCGCUGGCUUAGUGCGCAUCUCAUUGGUUAAUUUAAUCGGAUAUAUCAAACGCAUCUGAUUGGUUAAUUGGCCUCUUAAUGAUAGCGGUAGCGGAAGUGAAAUCUGAACCUCUCUAAUGAUUACAUUAAAACAUAAUAUAGUUAUUAUUUGCUUUAGCGAAAAUAAAAAAACGUACGUGACAAUGAAUUGACCAUUUCAUGAAUAAACCAAGACAAAAACAUAGAUACGGUAAUGAGGUCUAUAAUUAUGUAUUAUGUCUACAUCGAGUUCCUUAACCUUCUUAUUCUAUUGACUCUGAAUAAAAUUAAUUCAUGCAGUUUAAUUUAAGGAUUGAAGUUAAUUAGUCAAGGGUUUGUUGUGGAAAAUGUGGUGUUCUGGGAUUCAAUUUGACAUAACAGUUUCCCAUGCAGCUCGAAAUGUAUAGCCGUUUUAUGUACAAAACGUGAUAAUCUGUGAUUUGCCGUUGUAAAUAGAACGAGGACGACAUUGCUUUCAUGUGAUCUUGAUUUUAGUUAAUCAUUUCUUUUCUACAAUAUUACUAAUGUCAUUAUACUAGUUCCCGUUGUCUAUGUAUUUGCGUCCUUCUUGUUUAAGGUUCCUAAUAUCGAUAAUUCAUAGUUUUGAAGUGUAAAAUUUAAGACUGUUUCUCUUCAUCUCCGCGUACUAGACCAAGCCUUGCUUAAGUUCGCUAUAUUUAUGUUUGAAACUUAUGCCAGUGAGAGUGUUUGCUGUUACCAUGGCUACUACUGGUAGGAAGCCAGCGUUCAGUCCGUGGUUUACUAAAUAAAAUCAUUUUUUGUUAAAAUAUAAUGGUUUGGUCCGCUAUCAUAUUUUUAUGAUAAGUAUAGUUGUUUUGUUCGAAAGAGAGAGGGGUUCGUUUCUGCAUGCUUGUUAGCUUGUACUUUCUGUGAUAAACUGCAUGUAUCAAGGCAUCAUAUCAUAUGAGAUAAUUCGUCAAUAACAUUUGGUAAAAGCUGAAGUAGGUCAAUAAACCUGCAAACACGAUUAAAUUUUUGGUUCUGUGUGUGCCGGCUAGCAUAGGACCGACAAUCACAGAAGUGUAAACCUACAUUUAUUUCCUACCAUUGAUUUGUUCAAUCACGUAACUGCAGAAAGUUUAACCUCGCACUGGAGAUAAGCGUAUAAUUAAGUAUGUACUAUUUAAAACACGAGUUGGAGUGUUUUAUCAGGCUGCCCCACGCGUUUUAUAUCUGAUACAACACGACAACGAGUGUUUUGAAUAUAGCUUGAAAUACUAAUUAGGAUGAACAGUUAUAAUUAUAAUCAUCCUAAUUAGGAUGAACAUUUAUAUAAAGAAUACUAAUGAAGAUGAGUUUUAUCAGAUAUAAAGUCACUUUACGUGACAUAUUAUGGCUGACAUGAUUUGCCACAAGUUUUAUAAUUAUUAAUGAGUAUUUUAAGUUUUUAACUAAAAUAUACUGUAUAAUAGCUAUAUAACACUGAAUUUUACGCAUAGGUUCUCGUGAGACAGCAUUCGUACAAGCUCUAACUGCAGCCAGUGUGAUGAUGGAGAUUGCAAAGGCUUGCGUGACCCAGAAAAUAAAAUACUGUGGCUGUGGUGCUUUGCGUCGACGAAACAGGAACGAACUCUCAAUCCUAGAUGGUUGUGGAGACAACAUAAACUUUGGCGCUUACUUGGCUGCAAAUUUUAUGGAUCCAAAGCGGACAAAGACUCAUCCGAAGAAAACAAAACGCCAUAACCAAAUAGUUGGAAGAAAGGUAACAAAAGCAUUAACAGGCAAUUUUCCCAUGCUACGUAGCCUAAUUAGACUUUCUCACGCCGCCAUUUUUAAGUGGCUUUUCAGCCGAAUUCUGCGAGAUAAGUCUUUUAAGUCAUUCAGAUAUGAUAUGUCAGCGACGUUUUAUAAUUUUUUGGACGAAUGAUGGUAAAUUUGCAAAUGGUUAGUUUAUUUUGAAAAAUUGCUUUUCAUAUUGUUUUAAUUGUCUGCAUUGGUUAUAAUUAACGAGAAUUAGAUGCCACCCAAAAAUGGCGAAUAUUCGCCAUCGUGAGAAAGGCUAAUAUCGAUAAAAACGUCCAAAAUGUAAUAAAAUCAUAAUAUUAGUCUUUGAAAAAAUUGAAGUCAAAGUACUAAAUUCCGGCACGCUCCUUCGUGUCUGAGCGCACAGGCAACAACAAUUGAAAUGGACUGAGUUGACCUCCAAACACUGUUUAAUUUCCGCCAUCUUUGGCUACACUUUUUAUAGUAAAAGUCUCGCACCAGACAUAUAUGGAGAUCACUGUAUAAAUCACUUGAGCGAGACUUAUCGCUGAACUUCAGACUUUCUCUUGAAACAUAUUUUUAAAGUUUUUUUCCCAAUCAUCGAGAAACUUGUCAAAAAUGAAAAAUUUUAACAUAGUCGUAACCAAAUGGUAUACGCGUUAGUUUUGACGACAUGUUAUGUAACAUACAAAAAUAUCUCUCCCUUAAUUUAAACAAACUUGUGACCGCACUAUCUAUAAAUAUUUUUAGACGGUAGCCAUUUAUUGCAAGAUCGAUGUUAUUUUGAUAGUCUUAUGGAAGGCGGUAUAUGAAAUUUUAAAGAAUCUAACAAUGAAACAAUUUCGUAAAGAAAUAACAUAGAUAAACCUUUUUCUAAAUUAUUUGUAACUGUAGGCUUUCUUCGCAAUUUUCGCGAUAUGUUUACCAAGAGUAUCCUAUCCGGUCGGAUGAAGUUCGGCACUCGUGGGACAUGCUCGGAUUUGCAUUUUUAAAAUGUAAAUAAUCAGAAAUUGCUCUGUAAUCAAUAACAGCCUUGAGAUGCAUUUUCGAACUGCUAUCGGAAAUCUACAAAUGGUUACUUAUUCGGCUACUCAUGUUAAGCAUCUAACGAUCACUUCACGGGUGUUUCGAUUCUUCUAUUAAUUUAUCUAUUAUUAAUUAUGCUAUUACCUCACACGCGUCCGCAUUCUAUUACUAAUAGUACUUCAUAAAGAUCUGUUUUUGCUCCUCUAAUUUUACACUUGUUAAUUUUUUGCCCUUCUCUUCUUUUACACUUGUAUUGACAGUAGUGGAGUCCCCUGUGUCCGGAACCGAUUCCUUGCACGUUUUGUGUGGUGUACACAGUUGUGUAUAGUUUGCACGCAUAAAUACGUGAAUGAAUUAACCGAACUAACUACCAUUAAUAAGCGUGGACCAGGGUGCCAGGCUGCGAAAUUUCUGAAUAAAUCUUGAAUCUUGAAAAUCUUGUAAACUAAUGUGAACUAAUCCGAGACCACCCCACGACUCUCGAUAAUUAUGUCCACGAUAAUUAUGUCCCAUACGGCUCUGAAUCGAUUUUGCAUCGAUCUAAAUCGCUAGUGUGAAAGGCGCCAUAUUACAUGAAUUUACCAGAUACAGUCUACAAUUUAAUUUGUUAAUUUUCUCUCCCUUACAGAUCGUCCGUCAGAACACCCAACGUAAAUGCGACUGUCACUCUUACUUGACAGGCUGCAGGCACAAAAUCUGUAGACGCGUUGUACCAUCGCUUGAGAAAGUCGGAGACGAGAUUUGGAAACUCUACCUGCACCCAAUACGUUCACGUUGGAAUAAAACUAACAGACGACUUUAUAAGAAAGUGAGAAUCUCGCGAAAAAUAACUGCAAGUACAAAACAUCUGCAAGGUAAACUCGUUUAUUUUAAGAAAUCUGAAAAUUUCUGUGAGCCAAAUGAUUCCGUCGGUAUUGUGGGUACGGUUGGUCGCGCAUGUAAUCGCACAUCGAAUGGUCAUGAUGAUUGUACUACGAUAUGCUGUGGACGACCUUACAAGACAUCUGUGUCGGUUGAAAUUGUGAAAUGCAAUUGUCGUUUUGAAUGGCCUUGCUGUAAGAUAAAGUGUGAUAGAUGCAAGCAGACACGAGUUGUGGAUACCUGUCGGUAG